AUGUUCUAUCCCCGUGUCCUUUUAUCCGCUGCUGCUAGAUCCGCACAACGUCCUUUGAUGACACGUAUGGCUGCACCUGCUGUAUUUUCUCGCCUCUAUGCUUCUCUUCCCAAGGACACCAUUGAAUCUCGUAUUCUUGAAAUUCUCAGAGGCUUCGAGAAGGUUGAUGCCAACAAGGUGACAGCUCAAUCCAACUUUAUCAAGGAUCUCGGCUUAGACAGCUUAGACACCGUUGAAGUAGUGAUGGCAAUUGAAGAAGAAUUCUCAGUCGAAAUCCCAGACGCCGAUGCUGAUGCCAUUCAAAGUGUUCAACAAGCUGUUGAAUACAUUUCCAAGCGUGAAGAUGCUAACUAA
Molecule: messenger RNA, 354 nt
Organism: Rhizopus microsporus ATCC 52813
Lineage: Eukaryota; Fungi; Mucoromycota; Mucoromycetes; Mucorales; Rhizopodaceae
Product: putative acyl carrier protein
Exons: 2
Coding region: 1-354 (117 amino acids)
Biological process (GO): fatty acid biosynthetic process
Cellular component (GO): mitochondrion
Molecular function (GO): acyl carrier activity; acyl binding
Source: RefSeq, a predicted model, not a curated record